Messenger RNA from Owenia fusiformis, 3355 nucleotides. The record is from the annotation of a GenBank genome assembly. Lineage: Eukaryota; Metazoa; Annelida; Polychaeta; Sabellida; Oweniidae.
GAAGCUACUACACCAGCAUAUGUCAAAUUUAGGUUUGAAACAAAUAGGUGGUGUGUCAUUGAGCAGAACUUACUUCCGGUAGAAGAAAAAAUUUGACAAAGUUUGUUUUUCAGUAAAGAACAUUGUGUGAUGGCGCUGCUGCAGUAUGCCCCAUUCAGCAGUGCAUUAGAUGCAGGCUUUUGGCACACACUCUCCCAGAAUAAGCUAAAUGUAUAUGGCUUAGAUGACACAGAAGUUCCUUUACAUGGUUUCUAUUAUAAUGGCAAUGCAGAUGGGAUACCAUGUAGUCUGAAUCUUGACUACAAUGCCUUUAAUGAACAAGCAACCAUACCUCCCAAGAAUUUCCCAGCACAUGGAUCUCUUUUUAACACUAACACUAUUGAUGCAUUCAGAGACUCGGACAAGAAAAAACUUCUUGAAACUGCUGGUAAUAAAAUUUGGGCUGAUAUCAUAUCAGGCAAAGCAUUAGAUGAUCCUUCCCUCCUAACAAGGUUUCAUUUGCUCACAUUCGCAGAUUUAAAGAAAUACCAUUUCUAUUAUUGGUUUGCAUUCCCCGCAUUGAGCCAUGAUGUCACAAUGGUAAAAGAACCCGUCACAAUUGAUGAACGAUUCACAGAACAACAAAUAGCCAGCUUCCAGAGUUCACUGGACACAUAUUCUCAGACUACUUCCCCAAACUUCUUUAUUGCCACAGAACAAGGAAACACGUUAGAAGUGCACACAUUAGCAUCAAUCAAAGAAUUAGCUUCUAAACAAAAGGUGAUAUUAUGUUUUGCGGAUCCAUGUACAUUGAAGUCUCACCCUGGUUGGCCCUUGAGAAACCUUCUUGCUCUUAUAGCAACACUAGGGCUUGAUACCCUAACAGAGCUGGAUGUGAUGAGUUACAGGGACAAAGUUAAAGAUGGGAAAAGAUCUAUUUCACAUAGUAUCAUCUUUACUGUUAAUAUACCUCACCUGGAUAGCAGUGCAGUUUGCCCUAAAUGUGUUGGAUGGGAGAAAAAUGAGAGACAGAAACUUGGACCUAGAAUAGUAAAUCUCAGUUCUUCUAUGGAUGCAACAAGAUUGGCUGAGUCAUCAGUUGAUUUGAACUUAAAGCUUAUGCGGUGGCGUCUCUUACCAGACCUAGACCUUGAUAAAGUGGCAAAAACAAAAUGUCUACUACUCGGUUCUGGAACUCUAGGGUGCAACAUUGCUAGGGGAUUAAUGGGAUGGGGAGUUCGCAACAUUACACUGGUGGACUAUGGCAAGAUAUCUUACUCUAAUCCAGUCAGGCAAUCUUUAUUUGAAUUUGGUGAUAGCUUACAAGGUGGGAAACCUAAAGCUGAGACUGCUGCUGAAGCAAUGAAGAGAAUAUUCCCUGGUGUUAAUGCUCAAGGUGUGAGUCUUUCUAUUCCAAUGCCUGGACACUCUGUAGCCAAAAAUGACAUGGAGGCUGUUCGGAAAGACGUUGAAACUUUAGAUGCCCUAAUUGACCAACAUGAUGUAGUUUUUCUCCUAAUGGAUACUAGAGAAAGCAGAUGGUUACCAACAUUAUUAGGAGCUUGUAAGAGAAAGAUAGUAAUAAAUGCUGCUUUAGGAUUCGACACAUUCCUAGUUUUACGUCACGGCUUGAAACCUCCGCCAAACGAAAUGGAAAGUGAAAGUGAGGCCAGUGCAAUACCCAUGACGUCAAACAUUCCCGGAAGUCAACUUGGUUGUUAUUUUUGUAAUGAUGUUGUUGCCCCAGGUAAUUCUACUAAAGACAGGACCUUAGAUCAACAGUGUACAGUAUCUAGACCUGGAAUGUCCAUGUUAACCAGUGCUUUGGCUGUGGAACUACUAAUAUCAAUACUUCAACACCCUGAUGGGGGUAAUGCUCCAUCGGAUACCAGUGCAAAAGAUGAACAUUUGACACAAGACCAUGCAUCACCCUUAGGGAUCAUACCUCAUCAGAUACGAGGAUUCCUUUCAAGAUUCCAUACUGUAUUGGCAGCGUGUAGAGCAUUCUCUCAGUGUACUGCAUGUUCACCUAAGGUGAUGGAGAUGUACGAAAAAGAAGGGUUCAAUUUUCUGUUGAAUGCUUUUAAUGAGACGGGAUAUCUUGAAGAAAUAACUGGACUGAAGGAGCUUCAUGAUGAAACAAUACUCGAUGAGGUUUGGGAAAUGAGUGACGAUGAGAGCAUUAGCAGUAUAUAGGAUAAUGAUGCAGUAUAUAGACAGCCAAGGAGUCACAUGAUUUAUGCAAUGACCAAUGAGGAACUUCAGUGUCAUUAAGGAAUUGUGAUGUCACUUACCAUAGCAACCAUAACAGUGCUUCUUAAAAAUAUUUGCAAACUUUUCAUUUUAUAGGUGCAAAGUAACAAAAAUGCUAGAACCUUAGUUUUUGGGCACUCUGUAAUUAUAAUUAUUUUGACUGAUUUGCCAAAGAAUGUUUAUUUAUACUGUUAUAAGAGAAUGCAGAACUGAUGAUUUUGAACUGAUGAAACUAUUGGUCAGGUUUUCUUGAUUAUUUAAUACUUCAGUACCUCAAAUAAUGACAUUUAUUCACCAAACCCCUUGAUAUGAAAAUAGGUGUGAUAUCUAGAUAUUUGUGAUAUUGUGAUAUUUAGAUUGAAGAGCGAUGUAAAGAGCGACCAAGUGAUGUAUGGAUACAAAAACAACUGCUGCACUUUAUGCCAUUUGUAAUUCCUAUCGUCAAAUGAACUUCAAUCAUAUGAGAAGUAUCUUAAUGUUGUUGUUGAAUUAAACGAUGUUAAAUUAACUUAGUUAGGCUGAAUCACUUGAAAAAACCUCCCAAUAAUUCUUUUUAUGAUAGAAUCACCAAAAUUGGUACAAGUGUAGCUGAUUGUAAUUGAAAAAAAUGGCUUGAGGCAGCAAGUGAUCAGGAGCCUCGUUUUGGAAAAAAUUCAAAAUGGCUGCCAGCCUAUUUGUGAUUUUGCCGAUUUCUAUUAAAAUCUCAAGAUCCUCUAACAUAAACAUAUUAAUGAAAACUGCAUAGAAACCUCAAGAAGUGGCUUUGAAAUUAAUCUUUAUUGAUGAUGAACUGAUAUUUAACUUGAGUUUCAAAUUUAAAACGGCGUAAAACAAGGUUCAGUAUUAUGACCUGUACAAUUAAGUUCAUAAAUGACAUAUAUUCAUCAAAAAUUGUUAACCACAUACUGAGUACUUACAUAAUAUUGGAUAACAAGAGAAUAUAUUCAGCCACAUAUCCAAAAUAAGGGGGUUAUUAUCCCAACGAACGAAGUUCGGUAGGGAUAUAGUGAAGCCCUCCGUCCGUCAGUCAGUCUGUCCGUCCGUCCGUCCGGAAGAUAACUCAAAUACGGGUUGACGGAUUUUCUUCAUAUUUAGUGGAAAGAUGUAUAUUGGUGAAUAGUUG